UCCAGACACUCCCUCUUUCCUUCAAUUCAAUUCAAUUCUCCUCCCCACACAUCAAACAUAGUAUUUAGGUUUCUGCACCCAAUCAAACGCACUCUGUUCCGACAUCAACUAACUCUGAACUCCCAACUUCUUCGUGUCGUCGUUAAUUCCGAAUUAAUUAAUUAAUUAACUAAUUAAUUAGUUAAUUGAUGACUACUGCUAUGGAGGUAGAGCGUGACAAGUACAAGAUGAUCGAUUUCGAAGAAACCGAGUUGCGACUCGGGUUGCCGCUGAGUUCAAACGAAAGCGAGUCCACGCUCAUCAGAAACACUUCCGGUUGUUCCUUUACCGGGAAGAGAGGGUUUUCCGAUACAAGCAGCGGUAGCGUGGAUUUGAAGCUUAACCUUUCCUCAACCUCAAACAAUGUCUCCGCCUCUUCCUCUUCUGACAUGGCCAAAGAAAACAACGCUUCUGCAGCUGCUAACAUCACCACACCUCCUUCUCCUGCUCCUGUCAAGGACCCAGCAAAGCCACCUGCAAAGGCACAAGUGGUAGGUUGGCCUCCUGUGAGAUCAUUCAGAAAGAACAUCGUGAACAAUGUUCAAAAGGGUAACAACAGCAGCAACAAAGAGGGGGUAAAAGGUGGCGCAAGUAACAGCAGCAGUGGGAACACAGGAGCAGCUUUUGUUAAGGUGAGCAUGGACGGUGCUCCUUAUCUACGUAAGGUAGAUUUGAAGGUGUACAAGAGCUACCAAGAGCUGUCGGAUUCCCUUGCAAAAAUGUUCAGUUCAUUCACCAUUGACAAGUGUGGAUCCCAAGGCAUGAAAGACUUCAUGAACGAGACCAAAUUGAUUGAUUUUCUCAACGGCUCUGAUUACGUUCCCACCUACGAAGACAAAGAUGGAGACUGGAUGCUCGUCGGUGACGUACCCUGGGAAAUGUUCGUGGAAUCCUGCAAGCGUCUGCGUAUAAUGAAAGGAUCUGAGGCAAUCGGGCUAGCACCGAGAGCAGUGGAAAAGUGCAGGAACAGAAGCUAGAGUUGAAUGUGUACAUUAACUCCAUGUUCCAGAACAAUGUGCUGUGUUUGGUUGGUAUCCAUGGGAAGCAUCGAUGCUGAUUAUAAUUAAUUUGUGGAGCAAGGAGUUGUCUAAUUAAUAUAGGAGGCAAGUUGUUGUUAUGUAUAAUGUGUCGGUACCAUUUUUUAGAAAUAAUUUUCUUGUAUAUGUAUUGUGUAUUUUAUAUAUAUAUGAGAAAAAUAGUUGGAACUCA
Messenger RNA from Vigna angularis (adzuki bean), 1248 nucleotides. RefSeq names its product auxin-responsive protein IAA16. The coding region runs from base 189 to 1016 and encodes 275 amino acids. The record is from RefSeq and is a predicted model, not a curated record. Lineage: Eukaryota; Viridiplantae; Streptophyta; Magnoliopsida; Fabales; Fabaceae. The transcript has 4 exons. Gene Ontology annotation, biological process: regulation of DNA-templated transcription. Gene Ontology annotation, cellular component: nucleus. Gene Ontology annotation, molecular function: protein binding.